Messenger RNA from Brienomyrus brachyistius, 3706 nucleotides. RefSeq names its product golgi integral membrane protein 4a (gene golim4a). NCBI's taxonomy places the organism in Eukaryota, Metazoa, Chordata, Actinopteri, Osteoglossiformes, Mormyridae. The transcript has 16 exons. Gene Ontology annotation, cellular component: Golgi apparatus; Golgi membrane. The record is from RefSeq and is a predicted model, not a curated record. Bases 527 to 2341 code for a protein of 604 amino acids.
GGACUUCCUGCAGGGCUGCUGUUGGAUGGCCGAAGCCUGUAGGUGACACGUAUCUAAAAUUAAAGGCACCAUGUAGGCCGCGCUGCUCUCGCUGGCACUUUUAGAAAAAAAAAGCCUCCUGCAUGUUACCUUUGGCCUUCGCUGGUUAAAUCGGCUCGUCCAUCUACUCAACUUACGUAGGAAAGAGAAGUUUAGCAUUUCUGAAGUCUGCCCUGCCAGUUUCCUCCAAACGGGGAACAAAUAAAGAAGAAAAAAAAAGACGGGACAAACUUGGCAACAUAGUUCUGCAAGUAGUAAUAAUUAUAGAUGUUAGGGUUUUUUUUGCAUAAGUAAGUUGGUCGAUGGAGAGUGUUUCGGUUGCAACUGUUUAACUUGAUCCCUUAGUGACGGUUUUAGUUAUGCAGGAGGAAAAUUAAAAAGGACAAACUCCAAAAAAAGGUAGGGGGGCGGGGGGAGUUUGUGAUUUGGCUCGGUAAGUUUCGGCGGAGGUUUGGGGGCUGCCUGCUCGGGAGGAUUGCACUGGAGAAUGGGAAACGGAGUUUGCUCCAGGAGGCAGAAGCGGGUCUUCCAGUCCCUGCUGGUUCUCACCGUGGUCUUCGGCAUCAUUUACGGGGGCAUGUUCUCCUACGAGCUGCACAAGCAGCUGAAGCGCACCGAGGUGCUGGCGCUUAAGUAUCAGCAGCACCAAGAGUCUCUGUCGGCGCAGCUGCAAGUUGUGUAUGAGCACCGGUCCCGGCUAGAGAAGUCCCUGCAGAAGGAACGUCUGGAGCACAAGAAGGCCAAAGAAGAUUACCUUGUGUACAAACUUGAAUCUCAGCAAACCCUGAACAAAGAGAAGCAAGAUUCCAGCACCAGGUUUCACUCCCUGCAUGUUCAGCACCAGAUGUUGAAGAACCAGCACGAUGACUUAAAGAAGCAGUUUUUCGAGCUUCAGGAGAAACACCAGGUCCAGAGUGAAGACCAUGGCAAGGUCCUAGAGGACCACAGGCAGAAAUUUGAUGAUCUACAGCAGACCAAGGAACUGGAGAUCUCUAGGCUCAAAGAAAGUGCGUAUAACCUCAGAGAGGAGAACAAGCAGCUGAGGAAGGCCCAUCAAGACGUUCACAUACAACUGCAGGAUGCCCGGCAUCAACAGAAGAAUUUAAAGUCUUCUCAUGACCAACUUGCACUGACACUAGAAGACCACAAGAAUGCGCUGGCAGCUGCACAGUACCAAGUGGAGGAGCUGAAGAGGCUGAAGCCCGCACUUGGCCCGCAGCAGGCGAACCGGCCGACCCAAGCCACGGCAUCCAGGACCUUCUUCGACCACAAGGGGGAGCUCCAGGCCCACAGGGUGAUGGACGCGAAGUUAGAGCGCACGCAGCCACAGGACCCCCGGGAGGAGAAGCCUGUGGAGGAACGGCGGACAGAGCUGGCGGAGGAGGAGAGGGCACAAGUGGGGCAGGCCCAGGAAGAGGAGAAGGAGGAGGGAGAGGAGGAGAGGGCACAACCCAACCAGCCAGACGAAAAUGCCCUUGAGCACGAGCGCGGUCUGCACCAGGAAACGGCGGGGCAGGGCCCGGCUCCGGCCCAGGGGCGGGUCAAGUCUGCCUACGAAGCGCAGCUGGAGCAGCAACGUCUGGCUGCGCAGCAGGUUGAGGAGCGCAGGCAGCUGCAACUGCGCCAGGAGGCCCUGCACCAGCAGCGGCUGCGUGAGCAGGCGGAGCGGGAGCGCCAUCUGCGCCAGCUGCGGGAGCGGGAGGAGGAGCAGCACCGUCAGGCCGACCACAGGGAGCAGCUGCUGCGGGAGGAGCAGCUGAGGCGCAGGAGUCAGUACGAGAACAUGGACGCGGAUAUCGGUCGGGGGAAAGACCAGCCUCACGAUGGGCCAGAGCGAGAGACGGACACCCAGGCUCUCCACCAGAAGGAGGUGAAUGAGGAGGACCAGGAGGACCAGCAGCAGCAUCACCAGAGUCCGGCUGAGGAGCUGAACCCAGAGGACGACCCGAACAACCAGGGUGAAGAUGAGCUGGAGGAGGCAGGACAGCAGCAGCAGAUGGUUGGAAACCCAGACCAGCAGGAGGACAACCUUGACGAGCAGUACCAAGAGGAAGGAGAAGAUGAGGUCCAGGAGGACUUGGCAGUGGCAGCGGCACAUCAGAAGCAAGAAGGGGAGGAGGAGGACGAGGACCCUUACAACGAGGAAAAUGGAGAGGGCGAUGAUGCAAGGCGUGACGCGGGGAAGGCGGGCAAGGAGCUCAGGAAGGACGUGACGGCCAACGAGGAGGACAACUAUGAAGAGGAGGACGGGGAAGAGGAAGUGACGAAGAACUCGCGGACCAAUCGUAGAGCUGAGAUGUGAGAGGCGGGAGCGUAGAGAGAGACUGAACACAGUGCCUUCCGCUGAACAUCGCCAUUCCCUCAGGGUUUUUUAUUUUUUUCUAAUAUAUUUUUUUUCCUUUUUGAAAGUGGAGUGGGGGGGGGGAUGUUUAUGUAGAACUCUCCAGUACAGUAGGUGUCCUGUAUUCUGGUUGACUGGUUCGUGUUGCAUCCGUCUGGGUUCGGAAUCGAUAAUGAUUGAGGUCACGUUUCUCCAGAGGCCUGGGCAUAAGCGGUUCCAUGUGUGGUCAGCUAAGUCCGUGGAUCUUUCUGGUCCAGUUGAUACCAACCACCACUUGAAACAAAUCGCCAUGUUCCAAAUGAUGAUGGCUGUAAGGUCGACGCAUUAGCCAAGAUGCUCAUGUUUUUGAUUUGUAUGUGAAGGUUUGUAUUGAUCUAUUUAAUGAUGUAUUUAAUUCUUCAGAUGUUGUUUCUGACAAUCAUGUCUCCUCCACUACAUAUAUGUGUAAAAGGAGGGUUACUAAGCAACCACUUCUUUGAUCUGAUUCGCUGCAGCGCUCCCCAAACUUCUAAACGUACCCAAACCCGACAAUUAAACUACUGAAUGUGGCUGGCAGUGCAUGACAGCCUGGCACGCGAUCGCUCACAUGUGUGUCACGUUUGUACAGGCGCGGUGGGGGACGCCCGUAAUCGCGCGCUUUUGCUGACAGCGGAAUACAAAAAUCCAUAUUCCAGAGGCUGGAAGACUGUUAUGACCGUGUAGCUGAGUGGAGGAAUGAGGCAGAGUGGUGAGCUGUUGGUUGCUGUAAAUUUUGGGAAAUGCCCCCUCCCCCCCCCCCCCCAUUAAUCAUUGACCUACACCUUCUCCAUGCUGCAUGUAGUAAAUUCAGACCGCAAAGGUACCGUAGCAGUGGUAAAGGUGCUGAAGGUGGCUGGCGAGAUUCAAUCCUUGACACUAGCAGCGCCUGAUCUGUGCCCCUCCAAUAGUUAGCUGUCCUGCGUGGUGCCUGAUGGUCCUUCCCUGCUGUGGACCCUCACACACUGUAAUCUGCCCAUUUUCACAUCAAAAGUGUCAGCUGGCCUCCAGGGGUGUGAUUUUAUUUUAUUUUUUUUAUUUUAUUUUAUUUUUAGUAAUUCAAUUAAAAGGAGGUAUUUUAUACUGUUUGUGUUUAUAUGAGGGAUAAAUGUGGCUCUCGCCUUUUAUAACGGGAAAACCUUCUGCUAUUUAUUUCAGAUAUAAUCUCAAAUCCUUUAUCAGCUGUUUGUUUUUAAGUCCCCAUAACUAUGCGGAGGAUUGUAAAGGGCGGAGAUGCUAAACAAUCGAUUCCUUUAAUCGCUCACAUUCUGCUGUAAAAUGUGUAGAUGAAUAAAUAUCAUUUUGUACGUA